Molecule: messenger RNA, 3188 nt
Organism: Xyrichtys novacula (pearly razorfish)
Lineage: Eukaryota; Metazoa; Chordata; Actinopteri; Labriformes; Labridae
Source: the annotation of a GenBank genome assembly
AUGCGUCUGCUCCAUAUCCCUGCAUUCCCUGCCGUUUCCCGGGUAGCAGUUCCUCUUCCUGGUACAGGAGAGAGAGAGGGAAGAAAGAGGAGGGGAGGAGGGCCAAAGGGCCGCUGUGGCUUUAAGUGUGCUCCUUGUGUGGCCAGAGCAGCCAUCGCGCUGAUGCAAAGUGACAGGGACAGAUGUGACAUAUCGGUUCCGACACACUUCCAUACCACCAGUCACAGGCUCGGGGUGACUCACAUCCCCCUGCUCUGGUCCUGUCCCCCCGCUGCAGGACAACACAACGAUGCUCGAAUGAACCUCGCCAUCGCCCUCACUGCUGCCAGGUAUGGGGCUGCCAUAGCCAAUUACACUGAAGUGGUGCACCUACUGAAGAGGGCAGACCCUCAGACGGGGAAAGGAGAGGGUCUGCGGAGCGCACUGCAGGGAUGUGAUCACAGGUAAAUCCAACAAAAGCCGCUUCCUGACUCGCUCUAUCCCCCCUCUCUCUCUCCUUCUCUCUCUCUCUCACAACAGGAGCCCUUCCAGCACUUCUUACUCAGUGGUAGUUUGCACAUAGUCAUUGCACAUCUAAUGCAGCGGCUUUUAAUAUUUUAUAAGCAUUUUAUGGUGUAGAAGGCUGCUUCAGAUCUUGUAGGGAGGAACAUAAGACGGAAUUAGCGUACUCCAAAUGGCCUUACUUACCUUUUAAAUGUCAUGCAUCGGGCCGGCUUUGGAAGAAUAAAGCAGUUAAGGGUAAGAGAUGGUAUUCUGAAACAUUUCAUGAAUAACCAAGAUUUGAGGAUCUCAACACAUGACCACCCCCUGAUGUUUUAAAAGAUGGAAUUGUGCUCUUGGAGGAGAUGUCUCACUUUAAUAAUGUGAGAGGAGGGCCUCGCAUAGGGAGGGCUUAGACUGAAAGGAUAAUAGAAACACUUUUAUCAUCACUCCUUUUUUUUUCUUUGUCUUUUUCUCCUGCAAAUAGAAGAAUUUCAGUCCUACCAUCACACUUCUCCUCUUGGUCUCUUAACGGUGGAACCAUCACAUGUCACAGGAGAAAGGCUAGCCCGUCAUUCAUCCUGUUGUCAAAACAGAUCAUUCGCCACCCCCAUGGUAUCUUUUGAUAUGCGUCCUAUUAUAUAUAUAAAUAUAUAUAUAUUUAUAUACUAAAGCUCGUCCACAUCAAGCGUCAUAUUAACAAACAUUUCUCCCUUCCACAAUUUCUAAAGGCUCCCUCAGUCACUGCCACUGAGCUCCUCUGUGACACAAAGAGGCAAGAGGGAAAUUAGGUAUGUCUGUUUCCUAUUAAUUACAAUCCUGGGAAGUCUCCCAUGGACACACUCGAGCCACUCUAUUACGGCAAGAGGGGGGCGUUCGCUGAUAAAUUAAUAAUCCGGCUUGUCACCAGCCACAGAUGAAUAGCCCCUGGUGAUUGAUGCUGUUUUCUUUCAUAGGGCAGGAAUUUGAUGUCAGAGCCAAAUGUGUUAUCAAUGCCACGGGACCUUUUACAGACACGCGGCGGAAAAUGGAUGAUCAGAAGAACCCCCAACAUCUGUCAGCCUGGUGCUGGGGUGCACAUCGUCAUGCCGGGGCUAUUACAGGUAACUAACGGUGGGCCCCUACGUCUCUGUCACUGUCCCCCUGUAUCACCUGCUCCUUAGCGCUGCCAUCUCAUCAGUUCAUUAGCAAGAGCUGGUAGAGACUCCUCGAACUCAACAACCAGACUGUCUGAAGGUGGGAGAAGCUCGGCGAGAAGAAGAGAGCAUCACUCUGUAAAAGAAGCUUUACAUGUGCUGCAUCUCCUGAGUGUCAUUCCAGCCUGAUCAAACAUCAUUUCCUCCCGUGGCAGCCGCAGCUCAGCUCUGAUUGGAUUCCUCGGCCUGAGCUGGGAUUUCUGCUUUCUUGUUGAUGCAUGUUAUUUGUGUUUGCAAGGGAGGCAAGGCUACUCCUGUGACCCAGCCUUCCCCCUCAGCUAUGCCUGUGUUAAAUUGAGUCAGCGCCACGUGCAUGUGUUUUAAACAGGACAAUAUGUGCAGCGCCUGGUUGAGGCUUUGGGAGCAGCGGCUGGAAUUGAAACCAGCUGAAUUAAUCUCCUGGAAACAGCGCUGACAGGAGCCUGAUUAUGGGGUGUCCCUUCAACCAGCCCUGGCCCCGCUUGUGCCCUCCCCUCCCUAGCAGACCAAAGGUUAAUGCAGUCUUCUUGUUUGUUCCCCUCCCUAGACCCCUACUUCCUCUCUCAUGCACAUGACGCACACGCACCUCCAAGUCCUGAUGACAUGGAGCUCCUGGAUCCUGUCACGUCAUCCACUAGUGGGAAGGGAUGCCCAGUCGCACCUACUGGCAGCUAUUCCGCUCUCUCAGCCAGAUUAUCAAAGAUAGCUAUCUCAACAGCUGUUACACAAAGCAAUGCCCUCCUUCUAUCUUUAUUUAUUUCUAUGACAAAAUUUUCUCUUAAUCGUCACAGUUUGCUUCGGCAAAAAAAAAACUCCAAAACCAAAUCAAUGAUCACAUAAUAUAAAUUAAUUUUGCCAUUUUCUUUGACAAAUUUUUACAAAAACAUCAAGUUGUCCUUUAACUCUGCAUUCCCUCUCAAUAAUCAAGCGCAGUGUUGGUAAAUGCAAAGAAAAGCUGUUAUGCGAGGGUAUAACUCGCACGACAACGUCAACAUAACAUUUCUCCCAGAAAAAAAAUGAGUCAUCACUCUGCACUUACACUUGCGGCACUGUAGCCUGGACGUUUGAAUCAAACCUAAUUCAUAACAGCCAUUUAUGAUAAUAAAUACACGUCCAACAAUCUCAACAACACCCCCCUCCACCCCUCCACCCACCCACCCACACACCCUCUCUGAUUUACAAAUAGCUGAUAGAGCAAGCAGCUGACAGAAAUAAAUGAGCUAAUCUGAUGGCUGUGUAGGACUUCCACCAGAUAUUAAUUCAUCAGGAGGCCACAGAGUGCAGACAGAUACAAAUUCCAGCUUUAAUUAUGUAUGGGUGCUGUGCUGGAAACAGGAGACACCUCCACUCGCAGGACUAUUUCUCAAAGCAACUUUAUGAACCCCCUUUUGAUUCCAUCGUUAUUUUGUUUUCCUUUAGAUAUAAUACAUGUCCCUCCUGUUUUCCCAGAACGCCCUGGACAGAAUAGAUUUUUCCCCCUUCAUAGCCAUGCUUUCACAUGAGACAUUUGAUAAUGAACAAGUGGAAAAAUAA